AUGGCAUUUUGGCGUGAUAGAGCAUACUGGAAAAAGCCUCUGACUGACGAGGAAUUGCUGCUAGCAGCUGAACAAGCUGAAAUUGAGAUAUCUGAAGAAUUACCGCUUGAUAAUUCACCCGAUACUGAUACAGAAAGCGACUUCGAGAAAGAAAAUGUACCAUCAGAGUUACCACAGAGGGACAUUUUUCUUAUAGAUAAUGAAGAUGACCAAAAUGUACUUAUAAAUCGUGCCCCGUUUGACAGAACUGAGUGCGUGGCGCGUGUCACGGUGCGCCGCGAUUGGUUUGAAUCGUCGCUGCGUCCCUGUUUCGCGUGGCGGCGACGUCAUGCAACUGAAUGUGAUUUCUUCGCGAGCGCGAGCCACCCGUUAUCGAACGGAAACACGUGUCGCGCGCGAUACAUGAGAAACUCUCCAAACAGCGGGGUGCGCGCGCAUGGGGAUACGCACUUCCGCGUUGUUUUUUGUUUUGGCGUUAAGGGACGAGAAGGUUUAGGGGACUGCAGGGAAAACAGGCCCGACUGUUUUUUAAUCCAAGCAUCCCUGUUGUUACUAACGAUUCUAAUCUAUGAUAACGGCGCAUCGUCAAGUUCCAGUUGUAUUUGUUGGGAAGGGUACAAAGCCGAAUAUAAUCAGAACGGAGCGCAUUGUAGAGCUCAUAAUCAGUUUCACAUAAUGCCCUGUAACAUGCCGAAAGCGCCGAAAUGUCAGUGCUCAGGAAAAGCCAGCAGUAUCUUAAAGGAUCGCACUGGAACAUGGUGCACACGAUACAGAAAAGGCGAAGAACUAACAAGAUGGCCGUGCGAAAACACCAAGGAAUGGGACGAUUUCUUCAAGAAAAACCCCGACUUCAUCUAA
Messenger RNA from Brassicogethes aeneus, 858 nucleotides. Lineage: Eukaryota; Metazoa; Arthropoda; Insecta; Coleoptera; Nitidulidae. The record is from the annotation of a GenBank genome assembly.